AUGAGUCUUAAAUUCGUGUGCGCUGUGUUCGUGGUGAUCAGUCUUCUUCCUAAUUUCAACCAAGCAGACAGUUUCACUACCGAUCCGUAUCUCGACAGUGAAUCCACGGUGCCGUAUUUAAAUUUUACAAAUAUAACGAUCCCAGAUGUGGAUGGGAUUGGCACAGUCCAUGUCACCAGCGUCGGAAGUGCCAAACUCUCCUGUCCGCUGACAAAAGACAAAUCGGGGACCUAUGGAAACGAGAAAAUGUCCGUGAGUACCUGUGUGAACCUGACGAAUGUUCACGUUGACAUGCCGGACCUGAGGCUGAACACUACAAUCGGUGUUGCAGCUUUUAACGUCUCCGCAAACGCUAGAAAGGUUGAUAAGGAUACAAUUGCAGCCAAUGUAACCAUAGUACUUUUGGAAUGGAAUGUCACCAGUAUUGGCGGACCGGAGCUUUAUGUCAACAUUUCGUCAAAGAAAUUGAAAAACAAAGACUCCAUGCAAAAGGUUCUGCAAAUUGAGGCCGAUUUGCUACUGAAGAAGCCGCCAAAUGCAGGCUGGCUUUACGAGAAAUUGUCCGAACUGUGGCCUAAACCAACUGAAACAUCUACGACUUUCGACUUUACUUCAACAACACUUGACUUGUUUUGA
This is a messenger RNA of Mesocestoides corti, 636 nucleotides long. The record is from the annotation of a GenBank genome assembly. Lineage: Eukaryota; Metazoa; Platyhelminthes; Cestoda; Cyclophyllidea; Mesocestoididae.